GUUUCUGACAUUUUUUUUCCUUCUCUUCUCUAGUUUAUGUAUGGUUCCAGUCACCCUGACGUUGUCCAACUGUUCCUUGGCUCAGGUAGACGUCAUUGUUGAUCUGCGGCAUAAAACGACCAGCCCAGAGUCACUGGAAGUGCAUGGUUCUUUUAGCUGGCUGGGCCAGACCCAAUAUAAGUUGCAGCUCCAGGCUCAAGAGGUGUACAGGCUUUCCUUGAAAGCUUGUUUCUUCCAGGCUGGAGUUUAUAAUUUGGGCACACCCCGUGUCUUCGCCAAGUUGGCACAGACCAGCGCUAUGUGUGAGACCAGCCAGCAGAGCGCCAUGCCUGCCCUCAUUAUCAUCAACAGCGUUUGAGGAACUCCUCAACAUCGAUCCAACCUUUCGUCAAAGUUCUUGGCCCACCUAAAUAAAUGAAAUGGACUGGACUCCAAGAUUUUUCUACUUGUUGCUAAAACAAAAUCUAAUUGAGAGAGAUAAGUAAUUAAAAAGACUUGAACACACGUUUCAACUUAACACUGCAUCUGAUGUGCUUGUACGGUCUAUAAUGGUGAGCUAAACACAAACAGACUUUAGAUUUUUUGUCGUAAAUGCACCUGAAGCGUGACUGGAUCGUUUUUUUUUUUUUUUUU
Molecule: messenger RNA, 633 nt
Organism: Sinocyclocheilus rhinocerous
Lineage: Eukaryota; Metazoa; Chordata; Actinopteri; Cypriniformes; Cyprinidae
Product: trafficking protein particle complex subunit 8-like
Exons: 2
Coding region: 41-358 (105 amino acids)
Cellular component (GO): TRAPPIII protein complex
Source: RefSeq, a predicted model, not a curated record